AUGGGGCCGUAUUUUGGUGAAAAAAACAACCCUUCUCGCUAUUACGUUUCAGAAUCAAAAUUUCACUCCCUAGAACACCUUUCUACUUUCGCCAAGGUACUAUUAAUGGCUAACACAAACACAUCAGCAUUCAUUCUAUCAUCAGGAUCCAUGGAACAAUCACACUUCUCAAUGCAAAACACAAAUUUUUCUCCAAAUUCAACCAACCAAUCAGAUGGUCCAAUCGCCAUACUCUGGGACAUGGAAAACUGCCCUGUCCCUAGCGACAUCCGCCCUGAAGAUGUGGCCGGAAACAUCCGCAUGGCCGUACGUCUCCACCCUAUAAUCAGCGGAGCUGUCACCAUGUUUUCUGCAUACGGCGACUUCAACGCCUUUCCUAGAAGACUAAGAGAAGGCUGUCAAAGAACAGGUGUGAAGCUCAUAGAUGUCCCAAACGGUAGAAAAGAUGCAGCUGAUAAAGCUAUUCUUGUAGACAUGUUUCUCUUUGCUUUAGACAACCCUCCUCCUUCUUCCAUCAUGUUAAUCUCAGGUGAUGUUGACUUUUCUCCUGCAUUACACAUUCUUGGUCAACGUGGGUACACUGUCAUUCUUGUGAUUCCAUCUGGUGUUGGUGUUUCAUCUGCUUUAAGUAAUGCUGGUAGUUUUGUUUGGGAUUGGCCUAGUGUAGUUCGUGGAGAAGGGUUUGUCCCCCUCCCCCCUACCUCACGUACCCUACCCCUACCCCCCACCCGUGAUGUCUCCACCUUUUUAAUGGGAUGCCAAAUAACUGAAAAUUCAGAUUUUCAAAAUGAAGAAGAGGCGAUUGUGUAUAGAGGAAUCUCACAAAGCUAUUAUAAUACAAACAUGGUAUCCGAAUACAACACUACAACAUCAAGAUCUUAUAGUCUACCACAUGUUGGUUCUUAUGAACAGAUGUGGGUCCAGCCUGGCGAUUUGGUAGGUUUGACCGGUCAACUAAUGAAGCUUCUAGAAUCUUUCGGUGGGUGUUUGCCUCUCGGGAGGCUUCCAGGUGAAUAUCAGAAAAGUUUUGGGAGGCCUCUUUAUGUUUCUGAAUAUGGAACUUUGAAACUUGUGAAUCUUUUGAAGAAAAUGGGGGACAAGAUUUCGAUUGAAGGAAAAGGGCAGAGGAAGUUUGUGUAUUUGAGGAAAUGUUUACCCAAGAAUGAUAGGAAAGGGAAGGGUAGGGAAGAGGGUGUGGUGUCUUCUGAUGAGUUUUCGGAUGAGGAAAGGGUAGUUUUGGAAGAACAAGAUGAGAGUUUGGAUAAGUUUAGGUUUGAGUUACAGGAGAUUUUGGUGAGUUAUUCGUGUAGGAUUUUUUUGGGGUGUUUUGAGGCGAUUUAUCAACAAAGGUAUAAGAGAGAAUUGGAUUAUAGGAGAUUUGGAGUUAGUGAACUUGAGGAGUUGUUUGAGAAGUUGGAUGAUGUUGUUGUGUUGCUUGAGGAACCGGUGAGUAAAAAGAAGUUCUUGGUGGCUGCUGGUUGCUAAGGGUAUUUUUGGAAAUUUAAAGAAGGGUGUGGUUUUUACAACUUUUGUGAGAAACCCGUGAUUGAAAGUGUGUUUCUUGUGAUGGAUUUGAAGAAGAAUUGCCACAUCCACAUGGCACGUGAGCUUUUGAUGAUUCAAGAACCCUAGUGGAUUUGUGUGAAGAAAAGAUGGAUCAAAAGAGACAUGCCACGUGUUCUUUUAAUUCAUAUGAUUAUGGAUUACAAGUCAAAAGAUGAAAAUGUUUUCAUGGAUUUGAUUUGAUGUUUCCAAAAGUUGGUUGUUAUUUCAGAGGUUGAUGAUUGAAGAACCCUAGGGCCUAGGGACUAAUUUUUGAGAGGGGGUUGUGGGAAAAGAGCUUGGUUUAUGUGAAUGUGGUUGGUUAUGUUCUCUUGAGCAAGGGUAAAGUGGUUUGAUUUUGUGAAAG
This is a messenger RNA of Lactuca virosa, 1909 nucleotides long. The record is from the annotation of a GenBank genome assembly. NCBI's taxonomy places the organism in Eukaryota, Viridiplantae, Streptophyta, Magnoliopsida, Asterales, Asteraceae.